AUGAGUUCAGAGGAUUCACCUACUCGCAUACUCCUCGUCAUCGAUGUCCAGAGAUGCCUUCUUGGCCCUCCAAAUCCGGUCCCUGGCUCGAUAAAGAUCCUCCGCAACCUGGAGGCUGCUCUCGCUCGAGAAAGGGCCGCUUCCCCGCCGACCAAAGUAAUUUGGAUUCGGCACAAUGAAGAUGAUGAUCCCGACUUCACCCCCAAUACCACGCCAUGGGAAAUCGUGCAGACGGAAUUAUUUCGCAUCCAGGAAAACGAGGUGAUAGUUGAUAAAACAACGCGCGAUUCCUUCCACAAGACAUCGUUGGGGUCACAUAUCGAGACUCCUGGUUUCGACCCACAGAACCUCCAGCUGGUUAUCAUAGGUUUACAGAGCGAUUACUGUGUUCAGACUACUGCAAGAAGCGCCCUUGCAAGAUAUCCCUCUGCACGAGUAUCACUUGUGCAUGGUGCUCACGGAACAUAUGACGAUGAAAAGGCCGGGAGGAGUGCGGAGGAAGUUUCUGAGCAAAUUGAGAUAGAGCUGAGGGACGAGGGGGUCAUCAUUGAGGACAUCAACUAAAGGGGCCAAGGCGUACAUGAGCUCUGUGAACUUUCAGUUGGAACCGAGCCGUAGUAUUAUUAGUCUUGUCAUUCGCAGAAUUAUAGGAUAGGGCGUGGCCAAAUAUAGUUCCCUUCUCGGCGAGAG
Pseudogymnoascus verrucosus is the source of this 690-nucleotide messenger RNA. RefSeq lists its product as uncharacterized. NCBI's taxonomy places the organism in Eukaryota, Fungi, Ascomycota, Leotiomycetes, Thelebolales, Thelebolaceae. The record is from RefSeq and is a predicted model, not a curated record. The transcript has 2 exons. Bases 1 to 564 code for a protein of 187 amino acids.